Messenger RNA from Venustampulla echinocandica, 2154 nucleotides. RefSeq lists its product as uncharacterized. The coding region runs from base 1 to 2154 and encodes 717 amino acids. Gene Ontology annotation, biological process: NAD+ biosynthetic process. The record is from RefSeq and is a predicted model, not a curated record. The transcript has 28 exons. Gene Ontology annotation, cellular component: cytoplasm. NCBI's taxonomy places the organism in Eukaryota, Fungi, Ascomycota, Leotiomycetes, Helotiales, Pleuroascaceae. Gene Ontology annotation, molecular function: glutaminase activity; NAD+ synthase (glutamine-hydrolyzing) activity; ATP binding.
AUGCAUUUGAUCACUGUGAGCACUUGUGCGCUGAACCAGUGGAGUUUAGACUUCACAGGUAACAGGUCAAGAAUCAUAACCUCCAUCGUCCAAGCCAAAGCCGCUGGCGCUUCUCUUCGUACAGGUCCCGAAUUAGAAAUUCCUGGCUAUGGCUGCGCCGACCAUUUCCUGGAGGGCGAUACGGAGCUCUUCUCUUGGGAAAGCUUAGCAGAGAUCAUGAAGGAUGAUCGUACCUCUGAUAUACUCUGGGAUGUUGGGCUCCCGAUCGCCCAUCGUAACGUGAGAUAUAAUUGUAGAGUACACGUCUAUAAUAAGAAGAUUCUUCUGAUUCGUCCUAAACUAUCUCUUGCGAAUGACGGCAAUUACCGUGAGAUGCGAUGGUUCACCCCCUGGACUACGAGAAAGGUCGAGGAAUACUUCCUCCCAAGAUCAAUCGCAAAGAUCACGGGUCAGAUCAAGGUGCCCUUCGGUGAUGCUGUCAUUUCUACGAAUGAUACCUGUAUCGGAGCUGAAACUUGCGAGGAGCUGUUUACACCAAGAGGACCUCACAUCGAAAUGGGGCUAGACGGUGUUGAGAUUUUUUUGAACGGCAGCGCAUCUCAUCAUGAACUGCGGAAGCUAAACACUCGCAUUGAACUGAUUAGAGAGGCGACCUUGAAAUCAGGGGGCAUUUACCUCUACGCAAAUCAGCAAGGUGCGGAUGGAGACAGAUUAUACUACGAUGGCUCGGCCACUAUAUUCGUCAAUGGAGCCAUCGUAGCGCAAUCGUCGCAGUUCAGUUUGAAUGAAGUUGAGGUAGUCACUGCGACGGUUGAUCUUGAGGAAGUUCGAUCCUUCAGGUCUUCUAAAGCUCGGGCGAUGCAAGCCCGCGAGACGGUAGGGUAUCAGAGAUUUCCUGCCGGCAUGAGUCUCUCUAGUGAUAUUGAUGAAUUCGAUCCUACUCUAGCACCUUCAAAGGAAAUAAAGGUUCGAUAUCAUCUUCCAGAAGAGGAGAUUGCACUGGGGCCAGCCUGUUAUUUGUGGGACUACCUUCGGCGCUCCAAACAAGCCGGAUACUUCAUCCCACUAUCAGGUGGUAUCGAUAGUUGCGCCACCUCGGUCAUAGUGUACUCUAUGUGCCGCCUAGUUCACGAAGCAAUUGAGAAGGGCGAAAACCCUCUUGUCCUUGCGGACCUGCGCCGUAUUGCUGGGGAAGAAGAAGACAGUACUUGGAGCCCAUCCAGUCCUCAAGAGAUUGCUGGCCGCAUAUUUCAUACCGCUUUCAUGGGCAUGGAAAAGAAUUCGAGUGUAGAUACGAGGAAACGAGCCCGUGAUCUUAGUGCAGCAAUCGGCGGCUAUCACUUGAAUUUUGAUAUUGAUACUGUGGUCUCGGCCGUGACAAAUCUUUUCAGCGCUGUCACUAAAUUUACUCCUCGUUAUAAGAUGCAUGGUGGAACCAAUGUCUCAAACCUUGCCUUGCAAAAUAUCCAGGCCCGUCUUCGGAUGGUAAUGUCGUACAUGUUCGCCCAAUUACUUCCGACUGUCCGCGGGCGCACGAAGCCUGGUUCGCUUUUGGUAUUGGGCUCAGCGAACGUGGAUGAGUCGUUGCGGGGAUAUUUCACCAAGUAUGAUUGCAGCAGCGCAGAUAUCAAUCCAAUCGGUGCCAUAUCAAAAACCGACCUCAAGAAGUUCAUCACCUGGGCUGGAAAAACUUUCGACAUGCCGCUCCUAGAGACCUUCGUAACCGCAACGCCAACUGCUGAGCUGGAGCCAAUUGGGGGUGCGGAUGGCUACAUCCAAAGUGAUGAAGCUGACAUGGGCAUGUCAUACAAUGAGCUUUCCGUGUACGGUCGUCUCCGCAAAGUCGAUAAGCUAGGGGUAUAUUCAAUGUGGUCUAAGCUGGUGCACGAGUGGGGCAAUCUCCUCUCGCCUCAGGAGAUCUAUGAAAAGGUUCGGUGGUUCCACUGGUGUUAUGCCAUCAAUCGUCACAAGAUGACUACCAUAACGCCAUCGUACCACGCCGAACAAUACUCACCGGACGACAACAGAUACGAUCUUCGACCAUUUCUUUAUCCUCCGUUCGAAUACGCCUACACGAAAAUAGAGAAAACGCUCAAGGCUAUGGGAGCUGCUGCUACCAAAAAGCCAGAGGUUAAGGGUCAGAAGGAAGACUAA